Messenger RNA from Oncorhynchus tshawytscha (Chinook salmon), 1831 nucleotides. It is a transcript of the gene apoeb, whose product is annotated as apolipoprotein Eb. Lineage: Eukaryota; Metazoa; Chordata; Actinopteri; Salmoniformes; Salmonidae. Bases 114 to 941 code for a protein of 275 amino acids. The transcript has 5 exons. The record is from RefSeq and is a predicted model, not a curated record. Gene Ontology annotation, cellular component: extracellular region; intermediate-density lipoprotein particle. Gene Ontology annotation, molecular function: lipid binding. Gene Ontology annotation, biological process: lipid transport; lipoprotein catabolic process; cholesterol catabolic process.
CUCUCCAGCUACAGGCGCGCGGCCGUCCCAGGACAGUAUAAAAAUUCCAGCGAACUGUCCCAAGAGCACGGAAAGAACUGGAUUUCUUAGGUGUAUCUGUCUGUCAAUCAAUCAUGAAGGCUGUGGCAAUAAUCCUUGUUCUGGCAGUCAUCUCUGGCUGCCAUGCCCGCGCUGUGCGCCAGGCAGAGGCCCUCCAGAACCACUGGGAGGAGAACGUUGAGCGCUUCUGGACCUACGUGUCUGAGAUCAACAGCAGAGCCGACGGACUGGUGGAGAACCUCAAAGCCUCCCAGCUCAGCAGAGAACUUGACACCCUGAUCACUGACACCGUGGCUGAGCUGACCGUGUACAGGGAGGACAUCCAGACCAAGUUGGGGCCCUACGCCCAGGACACAGCCGCCCUGCUGGGCCAGGACCUGCAGCUUCUGACCACCAAGCUCCAGACCGACAUGGUUGACGCCAAGGAGCGCAGCACACAGUACCUGGGAGAGCUCAAGACCAUGAUGGAGCAGAAUGCUGAUGAUGUCCACAACCGCGUCAACACCUACACCCGCAAACUGAAGAAACGCCUUAACAAGGACACAGAGGAGAUCCGCAACACCGUGGCUACCUACCUGGGAGAAAUCCAGUCCCGUACCUCCCAGAACAUGGAUCUCGUGAAGGAGCGUGUGGAGCCCUUUGUGAGUCAGGCCCACGACACCGCCGCCCAGAGGCUGGGCAGCUUCACUAACCUUCUGAAGAACCAGGCCCAGGACCUGAGCCAGCAGGUCUCCACCCAGGCUGAAGACAUGCGCGAGCAGCUGAAGGCCACCGCCGAGGACCUGCGCACCACCCUGGAGGGCAAGAUCGAUGAGCUCAGCAGCCUGAUCGCCCCCUACGCCGCCAAGAUCCGUGAGCAGCUCCAGACCGCCAUGGACAAGGUCAAGGAGACCACCGUCUAAAUGGACCCAGGGGAGGGAGGGGUUUGGAGGACUGGUGUCCCGCCACUACACCCCUGUUUAAGUAGGGGUGGGGGUUGUGAAGCACUGUGCCACCAUUCACCUAGCUACCACAGAGAGGAGGAGGGAGUUAAGUGUUACUGAUGCUGUUUUCACUGUGUUGGCACUGUGUGUUUUGGUUGAGGGGGGUUGAUAGAGAGAGAGGGGUGAGGAUGACAGAGCUUUGAAGGGUUCUUGAGCAGACAAACAGUCCUUUAUGUCUGUUCAGGCCUGUUCAAACACACAAGAGGCCAUUGUUUUUAACCUGCUUCGCUUGUCUUCCUCGUUAUAAGUGCUCUAGAUGUCUCCUACAAAUUUUUCUACUAAUCUGCAUCAGGUUUCUAAGGCUGCUGUAUGGGAUACAAGUGGGGUUGAAACAGUAUCUAACAAUCGUGAGCCAAAUUGUCUCCGGCCCAUUCCAGCGCUGUCCUUCAUUUCAAUAACUGCACUGAAUUAAGACUGGGCUUAUCUCCAGCACUGGCAUCAGUCUGUCCAGAACCAAAGGAGCAGAACCACUCCGUUCCUUGCUUGUCUGUGAUUCUGUAUCUACACCUGCUUUGUAGGCUCUGUAUUUGUUGUGAUUCAUAUAGGAGUGUAUUUACUAUGACUGUGAUAUGACGCGAAUAUGACAAUGAAACUAAAAGGUAUACUUCACAGGGUCCAUAUAUUACCUGUCUGUAUUAAUUCAGUUUGGCCAGAGUGUCUCUGCCACUUCACAAUGUAACACACCCUGCUGCUCACUGUUCGUCUGGCUGUCUGGCUGUUUGGCUGUUUGGCUGUCUGGCUGUUUGGCUGUCUGGCUGACUGCAGUGUGCUCCCCAGCGCUGCGGAAAUAAAAUAUGCUUGUUGCUCAA